AUGGCGCCUCUCCGCUCGCUCAAGACAUUCAACUUACCACCAGAGGAAGGAGACGAAAUAGUGCACCCCGCCUCAGCCGUGUCACAGACUCCCACUUCAGAGAUCUUAGAAGGGCACCCACUCCGUGUCCUGAUAGCACCGUCAGGUUUCAAGGAGAGUUUGGGCCCAGAACAGGUUGCUGAUGCCAUCGAAGCCGGCAUCGCCAAGGUCCUAGACAAGGGGUCUGUCAUACUGCGCAAGCUACCUCUGCAUGAUGGUGGAGAAGGUUUUGCAAAGGCACUAGUGGCGACUCAUAAUGGAAGCAUCAUUGAGGAGUCAGUCUUGGGUCCUGUCGGCGAGCCUGUCGAAUCUCACAUAGGCUUCAUCGGUACCAAUAAGGAGACGGCCGUAUUAGACAUGGCCGCUGCAGCAGGCCUCCGUCUUGUCCCCAAGCAUUUGCGCGACCCGACUGUAACUACUACUUUUGGUGUCGGACAGUUGAUGAAAGUAGCAUUUGAUGCAGGAUGCACCAAGAUCAUUAUUGGGUGUGGAGACUCGGGCACAUCUGAUGGCGGAGCUGGCAUGCUCCAGGCGCUUGGUGUUCGUCUUAUAGAUGUAGACGGCAAGGACUUGCCCAUGGCAGGUGGUGGUCGUUCCUUGUCCCGUCUAGCCAGCCUGGACUGGCGCGGUAUCCAUCCUCGUUUGCGUGAAGAUUCCCCCGAGAAGGUUCAUAUAGAGGCUGUGUGCAAUGUCAAGAAUGUGCUUUGCGGUCCUAAGGGUGUCGCGCGAGUUUACGGGCCGCAAAAGGGCGCUACACCUGCUCAAGUCGACUUGCUGGCAGCAGCACUCGAGCGAUUAGCCCGAGUAACUCAUACAAAACUGGGAAAGGAUAUUUCCCAUAGCCCAGGGAGUGGUGCAAGUGGCGGCCUUGGAGCAGCCUUGAUGCUGCUUGGCGCUCAGCUUCGUGCUCGUGGCGAGGCUAUCAACGAGUAUUUUGAAAUUGAUCGUGUUCUGGAUCAGCAAUGGGACUUUGUUGUUACUGCCGAGGGAAGCCUGGACUUCCAGUCACCAAAUGGGAAGAUGACGACAGAGAUCGCCCGCCGGGCAAGGCGGAACGGUGCGCAGGUGGUCGCAUUGGCUGGCACGAUUGGAGAAGGGGCAGACGGCUGCUACGGUGCUGGCAUCAAAGCAUUCACAAGUAUUCUCAGAGGUCCCUUGUCGCUGGAUGAGGCAAUUGUGCAGACGGAGGCUUUGGUCAAGGAUGGUGCUGAGAAGGUGAUGCGCAUGAUACUGGUGGGAUUGGCCCUGGGGCGAGGUCGGUGA
Molecule: messenger RNA, 1302 nt
Organism: Bipolaris oryzae ATCC 44560
Lineage: Eukaryota; Fungi; Ascomycota; Dothideomycetes; Pleosporales; Pleosporaceae
Exons: 3
Coding region: 1-1302 (433 amino acids)
Molecular function (GO): glycerate kinase activity
Source: RefSeq, a predicted model, not a curated record